UCCCUUUCACAAUAAUGCCCCAAAACCCUCCCAUAAGCUUCCUCGAAGAAACCAACCUACCUAUCUCAAACAAGCCACAGACCUAACUUCCCCAUUUAAGGACUUAGCUUGUCAUAUCCAUUUCUCAAUAUCCUAUCAUUGUUCGUUCCCAUCCCAAUUCUCUAUUAUUCUAGUUUGUUGAUGCCCAUAAGGAACCUGUAACUUCCUCAUUCAUGAUUCUCCCCCUCUCUUCAACACUUCCAUCCCUAACAUCGAUCAUUUGUCGUCCUAUAUAAACUCCAACCUUGGAGGAGUUUCUCAGAACAACAUUCACUCAUACAAUUUUACCAAGUCACAUUCGAAGACGAAACACCGAGAAGAAGAAAAAAUGGGGUUCGAGAAAUCUCUGUUGGUUGCUCUGUCGUUGGCUCUGGUCCUCGGCGUGGCAAACUGUUUCGACUACCACGAGCACGAGCUGGCAUCCGAGGAGAGCUUGUGGGAUCUGUACGAGAGGUGGAGGAGCCAUCACACCGUCUCCACGAGCCUCGACGAUAAGCACAAGCGGUUCAAUGUGUUCAAGCAGAAUGUCAUGCACGUUCACGAGACCAACAAGAUGGACAAGCCUUACAAGCUGAAGCUGAACAAGUUCUCCGACAUGACGAGCCACGAGUUCAAGAACGCUUAUGCUAACUCCAAGGUCCACCACCACGUCAUGUUCCGGGGAGCACCGCGUGGGAACGGGACGUUCAUGUACGAGAACGUCAGGAGGGUGCCGCCGUCUGUUGAUUGGAGGAAGAAAGGUGCUGUUACACCUGUUAAGGAUCAAGGCCAGUGUGGUAGUUGCUGGGCAUUUUCAACUGUGGUAGCAGUGGAAGGGAUCAACUAUAUCAAGACAAAGAAGCUUGUGUCUUUGUCUGAGCAAGAAUUGGUCGACUGCGACACGACAGAGAACCAAGGAUGCAAUGGAGGGUUGAUGGAGUACGCAUUUGAGUUCAUCAAGGAAACCGGUGGGCUUACUACAGAAGACAAGUAUCCUUACCAUGCUGCAGAUGGUAGCUGUGAUUCUGUUAAGUUGUUGUUGCUGCUGCAGGAGGAUGCACCAGUUGUGUCGAUUGACGGACACGAGAACGUCCCAAAGAACAACGAAGAUGCACUGCUGAAAGCCGUUGCAAACCAGCCUGUAUCUGUAGCCAUUGAUGCUGGGAGCCCAGAUUUCCAAUUCUACUCAGAGGGUGUGUUCACUGGAAGCUGUGGAACAGAGCUGAACCAUGGAGUUGCAGCUGUAGGGUACGGAAUCACCGUCGAUGGAACCAAGUACUGGAUCGUGAAGAACUCGUGGGGCGCUGAAUGGGGCGAGAAAGGCUUCAUCAGGAUGCAGAGAGGCAUCUCAGACAAGACAGGGCUUUGUGGCAUAGCAAUGGAGGCUUCAUAUCCCGUCAAAACCUCCUCCAACCCAACCCCCCAUUCUUCUUCUUCUCUCAGAGAUGAACUCUAAAUUCACUAUUACACACCCACACAAAACAUGGAGCGAGAGAUAGAGAUUUCUCAUCCUGGUUUCAGCUUUUCCAUUCUCAGUUUCAGCACUUGCUUCUUCUUCUUACUUCAUGUAUCAGUAACUUAAAACCUCAGCAGUUCUACUUGUAAUGAAUAAUAACAAUAACAAUAUACGAAUUAAUGAAAACCCACGAUUUUCUUCUUGAAAUAUAGUCCAUAUCCAUUCAUUUACUGAUGAAAAUCAAGAUCAAACACAAGAAAAAAAAGUCAACUUACAAUUCCAGAUCACAGACCAGGAAAUGUUCUUAUUCUUCUUCCAUGGAUAAAGGUAAAAGACGCAGCUUUUUACUUUCAGCCGUAGCAACGAAUGGGAUCGUUGCAACCCUUUGCAGCGGAUUGCCUGUUGCCACGGCCGCCGCCUUUCUCCAAAUACUGUUGAUGGUACUCUUCCGCCCGGUAGAAUCUCUUCGCCGGCAGAAUCUCCGUCACGACCUUCUUCCCUUCUUUCAGUUCCGAUUGCUUGGCUUCUUUCGAUUCCUGAGCCAGACGGGCCUGAUUCUCGUUGUAGUAGUAGAUCCCGGACCUGUAUUGGGUACCGGCGUCGUUCCCCUGGCGGUUGAGGGUAGACGGGUCGACCCGGCUCCAGAAAAGGGCGAGGAGAUUGGCGUACGGGCAGACUCGCGGGUCGAAUUGGACCCGGACCACUUCGACGUGGUUGGUGGUGCCGGUGCAGACGGCUCUGUAGUCGGGAUCGGGGAGGUGGCCCUGAGAGUAGCCGACCUCCGUCUUCGCCACGCCGGGGACGCGCUGGAACGCGAUCUCGACGCCCCAGAAGCAGCCGCCGCCGAACUGGGCGAGCUCGUGGGUCGGGUCGUCGGGUUUGUCGAGGUCCGGGUCGAAUGCAGGGUUGUUGGUGGUGGUGGUCGGUGCGGCCAUUUGGCGGAUUUGGGGAUCGGCGGCGACGACGGAGAGGAGGAGGAAUUGUGAGUAGAG
Linum tenue is the source of this 2466-nucleotide messenger RNA. The record is from the annotation of a GenBank genome assembly. Lineage: Eukaryota; Viridiplantae; Streptophyta; Magnoliopsida; Malpighiales; Linaceae.